Radiomyces spectabilis is the source of this 726-nucleotide messenger RNA. RefSeq lists its product as uncharacterized. Bases 1 to 726 code for a protein of 241 amino acids. Lineage: Eukaryota; Fungi; Mucoromycota; Mucoromycetes; Mucorales; Radiomycetaceae. The transcript is spliced from 5 exons. The record is from RefSeq and is a predicted model, not a curated record.
AUGUCACCUAAAAGCUACGAUUAUCAAUGCUCCAAUUAUUAUCGCUCCAUUGGCAGCGCCUCGUUUAAAUAUGCUGAGACCGCAAGAGCGAAACAUAAGAAGAAAUGUGUUUUUGAAAUGGCCAAACAGAUUGAUGAAACGCUGAACUUCAUCAGCCAUCCCGCUUCAUACGUGUCUGGUGCUGAUGAAAUGGGAUGCGUGAAUGAUUAUGCGCCCCCUCAAUCUGGAAGCGAAGUACCUGCUGAAAAUGAAGACGAUUCGUUGGAUAACAUGGAGUGGAAUACAAACGAUGAGCUGGUUGAUCAGAGAUGUUUCAUACUUUGGUUGAUGAAGCUGCCUCCACAACACGGCACCGGUUGGAAAAGCUUACAGCUCUGCAUCAAACUUCAUCAGCGUGCUUUCCGAAGAAAGAUCCCGCACCGCUUUAUGGAGGAGCUGAUUGAAGACAUCAACGAGUAUGUUCCGGUUGUCUUUCCGCCGUUGCCGAGCAACUACAAAGCGAAAGCUGCCCUGCUCGAGCGAUAUCCCGUCAAAUCUCCUGAGUACGAUAUGCGCUCGAAUGGGUGCAUGAUGUUUACCAACGCACGGAACGAUUUGGACGAAGCCUACAUCUGCGGAACACCACGCUUCAAGAUCAAAAAUCCGCUGAAUCCAGAAGUAUCUGUCGUUGGGCUAAGUACUGUGCCAUCUUGCCCGCUACACUACAAGAUGCGAAAGACCAAAUGA